Molecule: messenger RNA, 3392 nt
Organism: Bactrocera tryoni
Lineage: Eukaryota; Metazoa; Arthropoda; Insecta; Diptera; Tephritidae
Gene: arm
Product: armadillo segment polarity protein
Exons: 7
Coding region: 139-2613 (824 amino acids)
Biological process (GO): cell adhesion; positive regulation of transcription by RNA polymerase II
Cellular component (GO): catenin complex; adherens junction
Molecular function (GO): protein phosphatase binding; transcription coactivator activity; cadherin binding
Source: RefSeq, a predicted model, not a curated record
UAUUGUCUUAAAAAUUUUCUUCUCCGCGAAAAUUUGUUUUUUUAUAAUAAAAAAGUGCAUUAAAUUAAUUAAAAAGUGUGAAAAAGGGUCUUCUUACAUAAACUAAGCGGUGUGGUGUGCUCUUCCUAAAUCACCAAGAUGAGUUACAUGCCAGCGCAAAACCGUACAAUGUCGCAUAACAAUCAAUACAAUCCUCCGGACCUGCCACCCAUGGUCUCGGCCAAGGAGCAAACGUUAAUGUGGCAGCAGAAUUCGUAUCUGGGCGAUUCUGGUAUUCAUUCCGGUGCGGUCACACAAGUACCAUCGUUGUCGGGCAAAGAGGAUGAACAAAUGGAGGACGACCCACUUAUGUUCGAUUUGGAUACUGGCUUUCCACAGAACUUCACCCAAGAGCAGGUGGACGAUAUGAAUCAACAGUUGAGUCAGACACGUUCACAGCGUGUACGUGCCGCCAUGUUCCCCGAGACUUUGGAGGAGGGCAUCGAAAUACCAUCGACUCAGUUCGAUCCCCAACAGCCCACUGCAGUGCAGCGCUUGUCGGAACCAUCACAAAUGUUGAAACAUGCCGUAGUAAAUCUUAUCAACUAUCAAGAUGAUGCCGAGUUGGCCACACGUGCCAUACCCGAAUUGAUUAAGUUGUUGAAUGAUGAAGAUCAAGUGGUUGUCUCACAGGCCGCCAUGAUGGUCCAUCAAUUGUCGAAGAAAGAGGCUUCUCGCCAUGCCAUCAUGAAUAGUCCACAAAUGGUUGCCGCUUUAGUGCGUGCUAUUUCCAACAGCAAUGACUUGGAGAGCACCAAAGCUGCCGUGGGCACGCUACACAAUUUGUCACAUCAUCGUCAGGGCCUGCUGGCUAUCUUCAAGAGUGGUGGCAUACCGGCUUUGGUGAAAUUGCUGUCAUCACCUGUUGAGAGUGUGCUCUUCUACGCCAUUACUACACUACAUAAUUUGUUGUUGCAUCAGGAUGGAUCGAAAAUGGCCGUACGCCUGGCUGGUGGCCUGCAGAAGAUGGUCACUUUGUUGCAGCGCAAUAAUGUGAAAUUCUUAGCCAUCGUUACGGAUUGCUUGCAAAUUUUGGCCUAUGGCAAUCAGGAGAGCAAAUUGAUCAUACUGGCUUCGGGCGGUCCCAAUGAACUGGUACGAAUUAUGCGCUCGUACGACUAUGAGAAGUUACUCUGGACUACUUCACGUGUGUUGAAGGUACUCUCCGUAUGCUCGAGCAAUAAGCCAGCCAUUGUUGAUGCUGGUGGCAUGCAGGCUUUGGCUAUGCAUUUAGCCAAUCCAUCACCACGUUUAGUGCAAAACUGUUUGUGGACAUUGCGGAAUCUAUCCGAUGCCGCCACCAAGGUAGAUGGUCUCGAACCACUACUGCAAUCCUUGGUGCAGGUAUUAGCCUCGACGGACGUGAAUGUUGUCACUUGUGCCGCUGGCAUACUUUCGAAUUUAACUUGCAAUAACCAACGCAACAAAGCUAUCGUUUGUCAAGUUGGUGGUGUCGAUGCCCUGGUACGCACCAUUAUAAAUGCCGGUGACCGCGAAGAGAUCACCGAGCCGGCUGUGUGCGCAUUGCGUCACUUGACUUCACGUCAUGUGGACUCGGAGUCGGCACAGAACGCCGUACGUCUCAACUAUGGACUGUCAGUGAUUGUAAAGCUUUUGCAUCCACCAUCACGUUGGCCGCUAAUCAAGGCCGUCAUCGGUUUGAUACGCAACUUGGCCUUGUGCUCGGCCAACCAUGCACCACUGCGCGAACAUGGCGCCAUACACAAUUUGGUGCGCCUCUUAAUGCGCGCAUUCCAGGAUACUGAACGCCAACGUUCAUCUGUUGCCACUACCGGAUCCCAGCAGCCAUCCGCUUAUGCCGACGGCGUACGUAUGGAGGAGAUCGUCGAAGGCACCGUCGGUGCUCUACACAUAUUAGCACGUGAAUCGCACAAUCGCGCUUUGAUACGGCAACAAUCUGUCAUACCGAUAUUUGUGCGUCUACUUUUCAACGAAAUCGAAAAUAUACAGCGCGUUGCCGCCGGCGUACUUUGUGAGUUGGCCGCCGAUAAAGAGGGCGCCGAAAUGAUCGAGCAAGAAGGCGCUACUGGUCCGCUUACUGACCUCUUGCACUCGCGUAACGAAGGUGUUGCCACCUAUGCAGCAGCCGUGCUAUUCCGCAUGAGCGAGGAUAAGCCACAAGAUUACAAAAAGCGUCUUUCUAUUGAAUUGACCAAUUCAUUGUUGCGCGAAGACAACAAUAUGUGGGGAAAUGCUGAUUUAGGCAUGGGUCCGGAUCUACAGGAUAUGCUUGGACCCGAACAAGCAUAUGAAGGUUUAUAUGGGCAGGGCCCGCCGAGUGUGCACAGCUCACAUGGAGGUCGAGCAUUCCAACAAGGAUAUGAUACUUUACCAAUAGAUUCAAUGCAAGGCUUGGAAAUAAGCAGCCCAGUUGGUGGUGGCGGCGGCGGUGGUAACAGUGUGCCACCAAGUGGUGCACCAACUUCACCAUAUUCGAUGGAUAUGGAUGUAGGAGAGAUCGAUGCUGGGGCCUUGAAUUUUGAUUUGGAUGCAAUGCCGACUCCACCAAAUGACAACAACAACUUGGCCGCUUGGUAUGACACCGAUUGUUAAUAAGCUAAUAUUAUGAAAACAAAACAAAAUCAAACAUUUUAAAGUCGACUCUACCGUUCUUAUUAUGAGUUCGUUCGUAUUCUUUAUUUACGAUAGUAUUAAGUUUCUGCUUCCAUUCGAGGAUUAAGCUUAUGAAUUACUCCUUUUACAUUAAUACCAUACAUACAUACACUAUUUACAUUUUAUAAUUACAUAUUGAUUUUUAUUAAAACACACAUUUUUUCGGCAUCUAAAACGAAGCAAGCAUUUUUAUUUUCUGCAACGCAAUGUCGCCAAAUUAGCAAAAAAAGCGUUUAUACUCUUAAGAAAUAAGAACAAAAAAUACGUACACACAAACAUAUAAACGCAUAUAGAAGAUUCAAAUAUUUAAAGGGCUCAUUCAAGUGCAUCGAAUCUUAAGUCUUAAAACAUAUAAUUACAUACAUUAAAAACCGAUUAAAAAUUUGAAAUUUGAAAGUUAAAAAAAUAAAUGACAUAAGAAAAGUAAACAACACAUCGCUGUAAUGCAAAAUAUCUAUGAAAGAAAAUCAGCCACAAGUUGAAAAAGGAGUAUUAUCAAGAAUUUUUGUAGAAGGAAUAAAUUAAAAAUUACUUAAAUGUACAAGCAUAUCCGCAGAUAAGAUACUUACAUACAUACUUACUGAACUUACAAAAUUACACAUUUACAUAUGUAUGUGUUAUUUUUUUCAUGCAAACAAAAAAUUCUUAUCUGUAACAAGUGCAAGCGUAAGCGCGAUUUGAAUAAAUAUGUGAAUGUUUUCACAUUUUAUGGAAUUAAA